AUGGCUCCAAUCAGAGUGACAGAAUAUAAUUUUGAGCAACGCCACCAAUUAAGGAUGGUGAUGAUCUCAAAGGCAAUAAAAUCAAUUGCAUUCAAGAAACAACAGAUAACUAAAGAAUUCAAAAAGGGCGAUGAAGUUGAAGUGGCAAGUCAAGAAUAUGGCUUCAUAGGUUCUUACUACAAAGCAACUAUUGUUUCUUCCACUGGCCUUUAUCAUUACAGAGUCAACUACAAUACUCUCUUGACUGAUGAUAAAUCCGCACCACUGGAGGAGGUUGUCACUGCAGCUGAGGUCCGCCCUGUGCCACCUGAUCAACAUGAAAUAAUAUCAGAAAACUACUUCCGUCUGUAUGAUAUGGUUGAUGUGUAUGCGAACGAUGGAUGGUGGUUUGGAUUCAUCAGUGGAAAAGUUGGACAAGAGUACUAUGUCUACUUCCCUACAACCGGAGAUAACAUUGCAUAUCCAUCUGAUGUGCUGAGAUUUCAUCAAGAAUGGUCUAAUGCAAUGCAACUUAUUAAUCGUUCUCUUUAUGGCAAUUCAAGUUUAGCUGCAAAAUUAAUUGGCACUUCCAUACUUAAAGGACCUAAUCAUAGAGUUAUAGUAUUUGCAGAACAUCCAGAUAUAAGUGUUAAUCAUGAUGAACGAUCAUCUACACCAGCAGGGCGCUCGAACAAGCCAUGGAUGGCUGUUAUUCACGCUCUGAAAAUAAUUCAGGCGAUAAUCUCAAAGGCGAUAAAAUCAAUAGCGUUCAAGAAACAACAGAUAACUAGAGAAUUCCGAAAGGGCGAUGAAGUUGAAGUGGCAAGUCAAGAAUAUGGAUUCAUAGGUUCUUACUACAAAGCAACUAUUGUUUCUUCCACUGGCCUUUAUCAUUACAGAGUCAACUACAAUACUCUCUUGACUGAUGACGAGUCUGCGCCGCUGGAGGAUGUUGUCACUGCAGCCGAGGUUCGCCCUGUGCCACCUGAUCAACGUGAAAUAAUGGCUGAAAACAACUUCCGUCUGUACGAUAUGGUUGAUGUGUUUGCCAACGAUGGAUGGUGGUUUGGAUUUAUCAGUGGAAAAGUUGGACAAGAGUACUAUGUCUACUUCCCUACAACUGGAGAUAACAUUGCUUAUCCUUCUCAAGUGCUGCGAUUUCAUCAAGAAUGGUCUAAUGGCAAGUGGAUUUUUCUUCCAAGACAAGGAAGGAUUUUCGACUUGCACUGAUCUUGAUUCCAAGAAAUUCUUGAUUUACUGUUAUGUGGUAUGAAUGUACGUACUUAAUCAUUCUCGUUAUGUCGUACUGAAAAAAAAAAUCAGGUUUAGUCGCAAAAUUUCUGUAUGUUUUGAUAAAGAUUUGACAUGUUGUGUCAAGGAUCUAUUGAGGAAUGUGAAAUGUUUAUACUUUUAUAUUGAGAAACAAGAAUAUAUACUAUUUGUUACUGUUUUA
This is a messenger RNA of Capsicum annuum, 1432 nucleotides long. Its product is annotated as protein AGENET DOMAIN (AGD)-CONTAINING P1-like. The coding region runs from base 1 to 1209 and encodes 402 amino acids. The transcript has 5 exons. The record is from RefSeq and is a predicted model, not a curated record. Lineage: Eukaryota; Viridiplantae; Streptophyta; Magnoliopsida; Solanales; Solanaceae.